AUGACUCCUUCACUAUUCUGGUCACGAGUUCCUAGCAGGAAAGAGGGGACAAGGAUGUUACAGUUGCAUGAAGAAGAAGCGUCUCAUGACAUAGUAUUAGAAAGAGUGAUGCAAGGUGGGUCCAAAGUGUCAUGUAAAGCGUGUUUUGAGAUGGUGUCCCUCAGUCUCUCACCCCACAUUUACAAGAAUCAGUGA
Sphenostylis stenocarpa is the source of this 195-nucleotide messenger RNA. The record is from the annotation of a GenBank genome assembly. Lineage: Eukaryota; Viridiplantae; Streptophyta; Magnoliopsida; Fabales; Fabaceae.